Messenger RNA from Lingula anatina, 1356 nucleotides. Its product is annotated as phospholipase B1, membrane-associated. Lineage: Eukaryota; Metazoa; Brachiopoda; Lingulata; Lingulida; Lingulidae. The record is from RefSeq and is a predicted model, not a curated record. Gene Ontology annotation, biological process: phospholipid metabolic process. Gene Ontology annotation, molecular function: A2-type glycerophospholipase activity; retinyl-palmitate esterase activity; phosphatidylcholine lysophospholipase A1 activity. Gene Ontology annotation, cellular component: brush border membrane.
GGCCUGACGCUGGUACUGCAAGCACAAUGGCCAGCUACUUUGCAUUUGGUCUUCUUCUUUGCUGUUUGGUGUCUCAGUCUCUUGGUAGAAAAGGCGAUUUUUACGAACGCUACAAAGAUGUAAUGUUCAAGAUACUGACCAAUGAGACAUUGGAGGAAGAAUGGUAUAAGCAUCUCAGAGAUUUCGGGGACCCGUACGCGCCCCAGUACGUGGACUUCCAGAGGUCAGAUGAGCAUGGCCGCGUCCGCCGCUCAAUUGACUGCGGCAGCCAGGUAUCUGAAACUGUUCCAACCUCAGUUCACCGUCUACGACCAGGAGAUAUCAAAGUGGUUGCCGCAAUGGGAGACUCCUUGACUGCAGGGAAUGGAAUUCUUGCCUGGACGGUUUUGGGGUGUUUGACGGAAUAUAGAGGGCGCUCAUGGUGCAUCGGAGGAGAUAAAUCCUUGGGACAGGGAGUUGUCACGUUGCCUAACAUCCUUCGCGCAAUGAACCCUGAAGUCCGUGGCUACUCUCUGGGCUACGGUGACGUAGAUAGCAGUGGCGCCAACCUUAACGUAGCGGUACCGGGAAAUAUUGCACAGGACAUGCCACCUCAAGCAGAGAAGUUGGUCCGUUUAUUGCAGGAAGAUUCUGCCUCAUUUGAACAUGACUGGAAGAUGAUAACUCUCUUCAUUGGCGGGAAUAACCUAUGUGACUUCUGUAACGAUGACCAUAAACACAGCGCCGGCGAAUACGCCAGAAACAUAAAGGCAGCCCUUGAUACUUUGUACGCUUCCGUUCCGCGUGCUUUUGUCAACUUGGUGCAAAUCUUCGAUAUCGGGCCAGUGGCUGAGCUCGGGACCGGGUUCAUCUGUGGUUUGGUGCAUGAUUCUGUAUGCGGCUGCGGACAUGACGCGCGUAAUCGUGAAGCCUUGAGGGACCUUGCCCAUCAAUACCAAGCUGCCACUGAGGCCUUGAUCAACGGCGGACGAUAUGACGGGAGAGAAGACUUCACUGUUGUUCUCCAACCGUUCCUACAGGAGACAACACCACCACGCAAAUCCAAUGGAGAUCCAGACCUGAGCUACUUUGCCCCCGACUGUUUCCACUUUAGUGGCAAAGGACAAGCAGCAUCUGCCAAGGCGUUGUGGAACACCAUGCUUGAACCAGUCGGCAGCAAGAGAACCGAGUGGCGCUUGUCGGACAGCCUGAUGUGCCCCACUGCGGAGCGCCCGUACCUUGCUACGGCAAGAAACAGCUAAAAAAUUAUUGCUGUGCAGCGUAAUAAGUUAUAUUCACAUUAUGAAAUUGCUUUUGAUUUUCAAAAUUAUAGAACUAUGGACUUUUGACAAGCAAUUGGAAAUAAAGCACGCCGAA